Molecule: messenger RNA, 2062 nt
Organism: Wasmannia auropunctata (little fire ant)
Lineage: Eukaryota; Metazoa; Arthropoda; Insecta; Hymenoptera; Formicidae
Exons: 4
Coding region: 179-1102 (307 amino acids)
Biological process (GO): regulation of transcription by RNA polymerase II
Cellular component (GO): nucleus; transcription regulator complex
Source: RefSeq, a predicted model, not a curated record
GUCGUAUAAAGCUGUCGUGAGUCGGUUGUCGAUGUCGGAAUGAAAGAUGGUCAAGUCCCAUCUUUUUAGAUCCUUACGACUUACGACUGUGCGACUUGUGACUCGAAAUACGUGACAUAACCUUCAUUUUACUUGGUUUACUUCAUAUUACUUGGUUACAUGUUUGGUAUAUUUUAUAAUGGAAUCAUUAAGUACGGACGAAAUUAUAAUUGAUAUUGUUCGCGAAAAUUAUUGCAUAUACGACAAACGUAAUGUGGACUUCAAAAAUGUAAAAAAAAAGGAGGUGUGGCAAAAAAUUUCCGAAAAUUUGACAAGUUUUUAUGGCGUAAAUAUGUCAGCUGAAGAAAUCGAAAAACGAUGGUCAUCUUUAAGAGACAUGUUCAGUAGAGAAAAUAGACGUCAAAAAUUACCACCGUCAGGUUCUGGAUAUGAGCCAACUAAGGAAUGGGACUUAUACAGAAAUAUGUUAUUUUUAGUGCCUCAUAUAGCUCACAGACGAACAAAAACAUCAUUUGUUCAACCAAAUGAGUUACAAAACUCAUUGAAAACAAGUACUACACCAACAAAUAUUUCUUCAGUGCUACAGACAUACGGGCAUUCUAAUUUGGUUUCGUCAGUAGAUGAUUAUUGUGAAUCAUUUCAACCAAUAGAAGAGAACUUAUCAUCAUCAAAUAUUGAAAAUGAGGAAAACGUUAUGCCAAUUGAUAGUGAGAACUUAAAAAGGCCUAUUAGUACAUUUUCGAGCUGCAGCAGCACUAGCAGCUGUAUACAAUUGUCGGAGACAAGUACUAAUUUUAAUUCAAACUUGAAAAGUCCACCUGCAUUUAAACAAAAUAAAAAAAUAGUACCUGAAAUGGAUGAAUUUGCAAAACGCCGAAAGAACAAAGAUGAUGAAAUUGAUCGCGAUUUGAUGCAAGCAAGUAAAGAAAUAUCUGCAGCUGCAAAAGCAGUAUCAUCUCAAAUGUACAAACAAAAACAUGAAAAAGCAGAUGGUUACAUGUUCGCCAUAGAAGAAGGAUUGAAAUACAUUCCACCAAAAAAUAAAACACAAUGUGUUAUAGAAGUUCUUCAAAUCAUUCAAAAGUACGAGGAAAGGCAGUAAUGCAAUAAAUAAAGGCAAUAUUUCUUUAUUUGCUUCCGUUAAAUCGCGAUCAAUUUUAUUAAAACUAGAAAAAACAAUAUAAGAAGCUAGUCUUUGAUAUUGAUAAAAUUUUUUUUAUAUAAAAGAAGCAGUAUUUAACAGAGUAUUACAAUUAGUACAUUUGUGUUAUUGAUUUUUAUAUUUCAUAUAAGUCUGUUAAAAAAACUCUUCAUAUUUUUUUAACGUAUAUUUUUGAAAUAUUCUUAAGUUUGAGUUUAAAAUAUCCCUUAAGAUGUUAUUCAAUAUUUUAUGUUUUAUGUUUAAAAUAUCCCUUAAGAUGUUAUUCAAUAUUUUAUGUUUUAUGUUUAAAAUAUCUCUUAAGAUGUUAUUCAAUAUUUUAUGUUCUAUAUGUGAUAUAUGCAAGACUGCAAUUGACGAUUUGCUGCAAUAACGUAAUUAACCCACAUUUUGUGAUAAUAGAUAAUAAUAAUAAGUACUGUAGGAGAGAUCGAAUAGUAGCACAUUCCAAUAAUGCGUUUAACAAUCUAUUGUAUCUAUUUGAAUAUGCUACUAUUCGAUCUAUCUUCUGAAUGUGUCUAGAGUAUUUCUUUGUUUUGUGUUGCAUUAUUUGCAUACUGUUGCAGUAAAUCAAUUCCAAAGUAUUAUAUAAAUAUAAUAUAAUAUAUUUAACGUUUUCUUUAUAAUUAAUAUUUUAAGUUUAAUUAAAGUUAAAGUAGUGCAAAUGUUAUUUUGUUUAGAAUAUCUUUUCGUUGUGAGUUAUUAAUAAAGGCGAUUAUUAAUAAAGAAAAAUUUAUUGUGAAAUAAAGUAAUUACAAUUUCAUAUAUAUUCCAAUUGCCACGGAAUGCUUCCUUCAUCGGAAACAAAAUAUCUAGCUAAUGUAUCUCGUUGUCUUGCAGCAGCAACUGUACCAAUGUUAGCUCCAACUCGCCCUAAAGGAUUAAUAAAGCCAUUUUCUCUUA